ACCGCCGGACUGUUCUAUGAUCCAAAUCCAGCAGCUCUCUCCUUUACUGCGCCAUCGCCAUCAUAGCUCGGUAGUAAGAAGAAAGCUAACCCGCAGCUCAGAGCUUGUGUUCAUAAAGGACGACCUAAAGUAACAUAUUUCACCGAUUUUACCGAAAGCAAGACAUUUUACCCGUAAAGGUCGUGUAAAUAUCGUGAGGGGCGAAGGUCGAGACACCAGCCCAAACUGACCCCAGCCCACAGUGUCAAACCUCAGACGACAGCCCUGCACACAGACGCUAUGGAUCGUUCACCCACCACCGCCGCCAGCCUCUUGGCCAGCAGCAACGUCACCAACAAGACCGACCAGCGCUCCCUCAACUCACGGGUCUUCAUCGGAAACCUCAACACCCUGCUGGUCACCAAGGCCGACGUGGAGGCCAUCUUCUCCAAAUACGGGAAGGUCGUAGGCUGCUCUGUCCACAAGGGAUACGCCUUCGUCCAGUUCGUCAACGAGAGGACUGCUCGAUCUGCCGUCGACGGGGAGGACGGCAGGAUGAUUGUUGGGCAAGUACUUGACAUCAACCUGGCCGGAGAACCCAAACCACACAGGUCAAAAACCACCAAACGCUCAGCUGGAGACAUGUACAGCAGUUCCUCGUUUGAACUCGACUACGACUUCCAGAGGGAUUAUUACGACAGAAUGUACUCGUAUCCAUCCCGCGUCCCCGCUCCCCCGCCCCCCUUGUCGCGAGCCGUGAUCCCGUCCAAGCGCCCGCGGGUCAGCCUGAGCGGCGGAAGCAGCCGGCGAACCAAGAGCAGCUUCUCCUCCUCCAAGAGCAGCCAGAGGACUUCCUCGUCCAAAACAAUCCCACCUGGACGUCUUUCUCCCGCCGUUUUCUCUGCAGUGAAAGUUGACGAGCUGCAGACCAUCAAGCGGGAGUUAACUCAAAUCAAAAGCAAAGUGGACAACCUGCUGGACAGUCUGGACUGCAUGGAGAAGGACCACGGCAAGAAGUCUGCAGCUAAGAGUUUAAAAACGGAGCCAGGCGAGGUGACGUCACCGCCGCACCCAAGCAACAAGAAGGACGACGGGCUAAAGAGAGAGCGAGAGAUCCAGGAGAUGAACGACUCAGACGAGGAGGAUGACGAGGAAGAGGAGGAGGAGGGAGACCUGCUGGAGGAGGAUGAGGUGAAGAGUCAAGAGAGGGAGGACGAAGACGAUGACGAGGAGGAGGAAGGAGAGCACGUGGAAGGUGACGAUGAUGCCGACAGUAUCAACGGUGAAGAGGACUCGUAGGCACGGACCGCACCGACGCAUGCAGCGUACACACAGCUUCCAGUAGGAACUCGGACUCCUGUUUUAACACGUGUUGUAGAUACGAAAAGCAAACGGGUGCACACACACACACACACACACACUCUCACACACACACACACGAGCAUGGUGCACACACUCUGUUGUCCCUUAAGUCGACUUUUGUUUUUGUUUAUUUUGUCCAGUGUUGCUGUAACAGGAAUAACUAGCUGUCAGAUUCAGUUUGUGUGUUUACUGCGUCGGUACUUGAAGAAGGAAACACGGACUGAUGUUCUCAGAGACGACAGCUCGACGGACAUGUCUUAAUGCGAGGACAACAAUUCAGCUACGAAAGAUUGUUUUUAAGUUCAAUGUGUUUGGUUUCCUCAUCGGCGAGUUUGUUCCACCUUGCGUGUCUGUAUGUUAAUGUCAGUUUUUUAUACUAUUCAGUUUCAGUUUAACUGUAAAGGAAUAAAUUGCAAUAAAAUAUUAAAAUGGAAA
Cottoperca gobio is the source of this 1776-nucleotide messenger RNA. It is a transcript of the gene hnrnpca, whose product is annotated as heterogeneous nuclear ribonucleoprotein C. Bases 280 to 1278 code for a protein of 332 amino acids. Gene Ontology annotation, molecular function: RNA binding. The transcript has 9 exons. Gene Ontology annotation, cellular component: nucleus. Lineage: Eukaryota; Metazoa; Chordata; Actinopteri; Perciformes; Bovichtidae. The record is from RefSeq and is a predicted model, not a curated record.